AUGCUGGCAACUGAUAUUUAUACAUUCAAUGUUGAUAGGUGGAGACGAUUUACUCAAACUAGUAAAAGCUCUGUUAAUAAUGCUAAUGGGUUGUACUUAAAGCACUGCAAUGAAAACCACUACGAAGUUGUGAAGUGUGUAAAGAUACUUGGUGAAUCAAGCAAUUGUACACAUAGUAACUGUGAUACAGAAAAUGUUGGUAUUGAAACUGAUGAAAAUGUACCUGUUGUACGCAAAUCAAACAAGGCAAGAAAUCGUAAAUCUCUUUCGAGACGUCAGAAAUUGAAAGUCAGACGGGAUAGAUAUCAUGAAAGGAAAAAUCUAAACGUUAGUCAAAGUGUAUCACCCAAAUCAAAUGAUAAGAAGCCAAGUUAUGUUAGCCAGCAAGAACUAUAUCUUGUAGAUUCAGAAUUUAGAGAAAGAAAGAAAAGGCAGAGUUAUGACAAAUACCAUGAAAAUGCUAAGUUCAGAGAAAAAAGAAAGCAUGUUGUGCUGCGCAGUCUGCUGAAAAGUAUCAGCAAGAUGCUGAAUUCAGAGAAACAAAGAAAUCAAAGUUUACAGAAAAGUAUCAGCAAGAUGCUGAAUUCAGAGAAACAAAGAAAUCAAAGUUUACAGAAAAGUAUCAGCAUAAUGCUGAAUUCAGAGAAACAAAGAAAUCAAAGUUUACAGAAAAGUAUCAGCAAGAUGUUGAAUUUAGAGAAACAAAGAAAUCAAAGUUUACAGACAAGUAUCAGCAAGAUGUUGAAUUCAGAGAAAAAAAGAAAGCACGUUGUGCAGCUCAGUCUGCUGAAAAGUAUCAGCAAGAUGCUGAAUUCAGAGAAACAAAAAAAUCAAAGUUUACAGACAAGUAUCAACAAGAUGUUGAAUUCAGAGAAACAAAGAAAUCAAAGUUCACAGAAAGGUAUCAGCAAGAUGUUGAAUUCAGGGAAACAAAGAAAUCAAAGUUUACAGAAAAGUAUCAGCAAGAUGUUGAAUUCAGAGAGACUAAAAAGAGGCUGA
Saccoglossus kowalevskii is the source of this 999-nucleotide messenger RNA. RefSeq lists its product as uncharacterized. The record is from RefSeq and is a predicted model, not a curated record. NCBI's taxonomy places the organism in Eukaryota, Metazoa, Hemichordata, Enteropneusta, Harrimaniidae.